Suillus plorans is the source of this 1287-nucleotide messenger RNA. Its product is annotated as lariat debranching enzyme, C-terminal domain-containing protein. Gene Ontology annotation, biological process: mRNA splicing, via spliceosome. The record is from RefSeq and is a predicted model, not a curated record. NCBI's taxonomy places the organism in Eukaryota, Fungi, Basidiomycota, Agaricomycetes, Boletales, Suillaceae. The transcript has 9 exons. Gene Ontology annotation, cellular component: nucleus. Gene Ontology annotation, molecular function: RNA lariat debranching enzyme activity. The annotation marks the transcript as partial.
AUUUCUGUCGACGAUCUCAGGUAUUGCAGUGGAGGGAUGCAGCCAUGCGCACUGAACGCGAUCUACCAGCACCUACGUGACCUAGAGGCCAGGCACAACUAUAUUGUGGAUUUACUUCUUAUGUGCGGGGACUUUCAAGCUAUUCGCAAUCACAGAGACAUGCAAUGCAUGGCUGUCCCGCAGAAGUAUAGGCAGCUAGGUGAUUUCCACAAGACUGCUCCGGUGCUUACCAUCGUAAUAGGCGGGAAUCACGAGGCAUCGAAUUACAUGUCAGAACUUAAUGAUUUCAGUCUAGGUUUUUACGAAAGAUUACCUUAUGAUCAUGGCACCAUGCGAAGCAUAUAUCACAUCAGGGAAUUUAAUGUUCGUCGUCUGUCCUUGUUAUCCUCCCUGGAUAUCUUCCUUUCUCAUGAUUGGCCCCAAUACAUCGAGCGACAUGGUGAUACUCAGGGCCUCCUUUGCCGCAAACCAUUUUUUAGACAGGAUGUACAGACGGGCAACCUGGGUUCCCCUCCUUUAAUGGGGCUCUUGCGGACGCUGAAACCAAAAUGGUGGUUUUCAGCGCACUUGCAUGUUCGCUUUCAGGCUACCGUACAGCAUGAACAAACCGGUACUGGAUCAAAUUCUCUGCCCAUGACUUCGCCACCACAAAACCCAGAUGAAAUAGCAAUUGCAGAUGAUGAUUUCGAUGCAGUUGAAUCUCAGAAUCCUCCAAUUGAAUAUUCUCGUUUGCAAACGACUUCUCACAAUCCUGAUCAAAUAACCCUAGAAGAGGAAGUUACACAAUUGCCUCCCAUUGCUUGUCGGCCACAGCCAUCUAUGACAAACUUCCUCGCAUUGGAUAAAUGCCUUCCAAACCGAGAAUUUAUGGAGGUAUGUCAUCGAUGUGCCUACACAUCGGAUGAAUCUACCAUGCCUGGACAACGCUGUGUGCCGAAGUUAACCUUCGAUCCGGAAUGGCUGGCAAUAUCACGCGCUUUUCACCCAUUCUUCUCCACGAGGCGGCGUCAAGCAGAUUAUCCCAAUGAAGCAACAGCUCGUGCGAUGUCCAAUGUGCGCAAUAACGAAGUAGACUCUUCCGGUGUCCCUCUACCUGGCAUCCGAACCAUUUUGGAUUGCCAGACAUUCGUGCAGAGCGCCCCUGGUCCUGGAAGUGAAGGAGCUCAAAAGAAUCAACAACCACCUUGGUACACUAAUCCUCAGACUACCGUUUUUUGCGAUAUGCUUGACAUUCAAAACGUGAUGAUUUCUCUUCGGACAAUCGGGCCUAAGAAGCUUUCCCGAUGA